CAAUGACCAUUUCUGCAAUGCCAUACCAUGCGGUAAGCGGGUAUAGCGUUUUGACCUAUAUGGGUCCCUAGCGUAUGUUAUCGCAUUUGUACACCACGUUCGCAAUCUAGUGGGCAUCACGUUUCGGACAUGAGCAGGAUGCGGGUGUGUCAUUCGCGUACUUUAAUUUGUGCUUCAGCCUUGAGCAAGAUAAGCUCUGGCAUUUGUGAACAGCCAGCGUAAAUGUACUCAGAUUGUGGGUUUAUAGAGAUUAUCAUUUCGUCAAGGUACUGCAGCUGCGACAGCACACGUGAACCUGAUAUAUGGAGUACGAAAUUGUUUAAGGUUUUUUUUAAGAGUUAACACCGCGCUUAUGCAGCAAGUCAAUUAUGCAGCACAGUCAACCUUUCGCAAAGCAUAAAUAGAUUUAUGGGAAACACGAGUCAAUGGACAACACGCGCCGCCGUAUCACCAAGCGACAACGCCUGACGUCAAUCAUCCAAUUACCCUACGCCCAGCCGGGUCAUCUCAGCCAUAACAUUCCAGAGAAGCGAUAAUCGUAAAACCACUACCUCGCAGCAGCAGCUCGACACAACACGGAAUUCUGAUUAACAUAAUAAUAAAAUAAUUGUAACACAGUUCAUAGUAUAAAUACGAGACAUGGUCUCAAGCAUCACUCAGUUCUUCAGUAGUACUCAAUAAAUCAAGAGCCUAGCUCUAAGUGAACUUUUUAAAAAGCCCUUCCGGCUAAAGGAUAUUUUUUCUGGCGCCCGAAUAGGGACCCUUGUGUGUGUUAAGUAAAGGUUUAGUGAUAAUCAGAGUGAGGCUGAGCAUAAUAUCACAAAAUCCGAAAACUCAUCUGGACCGCUUACACGGACGUUUCGUGCCCCACUAACCCGGACAGCUAAUUACUCGGACGGAGUAAAAAGGACAACACGAACUUUCCUGGGAAGGAGAGACACUCACCAAGGGCUCCCACUGGAUCAUCCUCAUCGAUACCCGGUCGGAUCCAGCUGCAGAAUAGGAUCCAACAUCACCCCAGCACGCGGCAACAACCACUGGACCAUCGCCACUGUUAUUGGCACCCAGCAGGCGGAUCCCGCAGUCUUACAGCUAAUCCCUGAUAAGAUGCUCCUUAUAUUCCGACCAGCGAAUGCAUCCACAGUCAUUUCUAUUCCGAGACGGAAACCCUUCAACGACGACGGCAAGGCAGAAGCGUUCCUCGGGGAAGAUGCCCAAGCUUCGCUUUCAACCGGCUGACAUCGAACGGCACCAGGGCUACUGGAACAACGUCGCUCAGUCCACGCUGGCCCGGCAGUUGGACAAAAAUCAACUCAACACCAACGUGGCCAAGAAUGUCAUCCUGUUCCUGGGCGACGGGCUCUCGAUCCCGACGCUGGCCGCCACCCGGGUCUUCCUGGAGGACGAGAGCACCGAGCUGUCGUUCGAGAAAUUUCCCUACGUCGGACUGUCCAAGACGUACUGUGCCAAUGUGCAGGUUGCGGACUCGGCCUGCACGGCCACUGCAUAUCUGGCGGGAGUGAAAGCCAACUACGGAACCAUCGGAUUAUCGGCAGCAGCCACCCUGGGGGAUUGCUUCGCUCAGAACAACACCGAUUUUCACGUCCAGUCGAUUGCCAAGUGGGCACAGGACUAUGGCAUGGCAACCGGUUUCGUCACCAACACCCAGGUAACGAACGCCUCGCCGGCCGGUGUGUACGCAAACACGGCCAACCGCAACUGGGAGAGCGAUGCGAACGUGCGGCAGGACGGGUUCGAUCCCGCCGUUUGCCCGGACAUUGCCACCCAGCUGGUGCACGGUGACGUCGGACGCCAUCUGAGGGUCAUAAUGGGAGGUGGCCGACGUGAGUUCUUGCCCAACACCAGCACCGACUCCGAAGGAACUCCUGGACGGCGCACCGAUGGCCACGAUCUAAUCAAGCACUGGCUCCACCAAAAACGGUCCGCCCAACAUCGGAAAGGCGGCGGCGGAGCCGCCUACGUGCAGAAUCGUGAUCAAUUAUUGAAGGUCGACGCAGAAGACACCGAGUACUUGCUGGGGCUGUUCGAUGCAAAUCAUCUUCCCUAUCACUUGGACGAUGCCGACAAGGUGAAACCAACUCUGGAGGAGAUGGUCAGCAAAGCGUUGGAUGUACUGGAGCGGGGCAGCCACCAUCGAGGCUAUUUUCUCUUUGUGGAAGGAGGACGUAUUGACCAUGGCCAUCACAACACCCAGCCGGUAAGGGCUUUCGACGAGACGGUCGAAUUUGCCAAAGCGGUCGAACUGGCUCGUCGGAGAACAUCGCUCGAGGAUACCCUGAUAGUGGUAACGGCGGACCACUCGCACACCAUGACCAUGAGUGGCUACUCGAGUCGACGCAACGACAUCCUCGGAAUCAACGACGGCCAACAGGCGGAGGAUAGUCUGCCGUAUGCCACCAUCAGCUACGCCAACGGACCGGGCUACGAACGCAACGUGGACCACGAUGGACGGCUCAAUCUGAACCAGGUGGACAUGCACCAGACGGACUACAAGUUUCCCAGCACGGUUCCGCUGGGACUGGAGACGCACGGCGGGGAUGACGUGGCCGUGUUUGCCAGCGGUCCCUGGUCCCAUCUGUUUUCGGGAACCUACGAACAGAACUUCAUCCCACAUGGGAUGGCUUAUGCGGCUUGUAUCGGCUCCGGACGGACCGCUUGUGGCGAUCAGUGAAGCAUCCCCUCUACCUCACCAGUCACCCAACUAUUCCAAGUGCCAAAAGACGAACAAAAAGUAACGAAUCUCAGCAGAACGAAAGAAAAAUUAAAUAAAUCCCAUUUAUCACAAAACACAACGAAA
Messenger RNA from Aedes albopictus (Asian tiger mosquito), 2818 nucleotides. Its product is annotated as membrane-bound alkaline phosphatase-like. The record is from RefSeq and is a predicted model, not a curated record. Bases 1133 to 2692 code for a protein of 519 amino acids. The transcript is spliced from 8 exons. Gene Ontology annotation, biological process: dephosphorylation. Lineage: Eukaryota; Metazoa; Arthropoda; Insecta; Diptera; Culicidae. Gene Ontology annotation, molecular function: alkaline phosphatase activity.